AUGUUGUCUGAUCAUCCAGAGCCUGACUGGGAUUUAGUUCCUGACGUCAAGUUGUUUGAGACUCAAUCGUCCCACAUGUCUCGCAACCUCAGCAAUGGAUAUUCUGAGCAACGUACACCAACAACACUGUAUCGAAGGAGCCUGCCUAACCGUAUUAAAGUGCUUGAAUACAUCACACCCUUGACAAUGCCACCCAGCAGCUAUAUUCUGUGCACGAAUUCGCUCGGUCCUGAACGUAGCCCGAUUCAAGGGUCCGUUACACACCUCAUGCCUUACGAUGACGGAAGCGACAGCCCUCCUUCAUCGAUCAGAAAUGUAGAUUCGAGUUCUUCGGCUUCCAUUGAAGACUAUGAUUGGGCUUGUGAUAUUACAACGGCCGCAACUCCUUCAGCAGAGAAGUUGCCUGCUGAGGUAGAAAGGUUUCUGUAUCAGCUAAAGAGUGGGGCUGCUCUGGAGGUUUCAAUGCCGAUGUCUCUUUACAGUGCCCACUGUACAGAAAUCCAGAAUUUCAUUGGUUCACCGGUUGUCUGUCGCCCCGGUUCCGAUGGAAUUGGAUAUAUACACCACUGCGAUGACUUCAAAAAUCGAAGUAUUCUCCGAUCCCCUGCGUGCAACACUCUCUCCACAUCAAAGAGCUGGCCAGAGGGCAAAAUGCCCUACAGUAUGCAUGAACGAAUCAAAGCGAUUUUCUCAGAGGCUGCUCGACAAAUGAUCAACAAUGUUGUGCCUGGGUUCAAUGCAACAACAAAGUAUUCUAGGGAUGGACGAUCGUAUCAGCUGGACGACAAUCUUCACCUACUAAGGUCUCAUCAGCCACGAGGCAACACUCAUCCAAGGGAACCUAAGUACUGGAUACCAGACGUUGCUGUUUCUGUCGAUGGGGACGCUUUCUUCCUUAUUGAGGUUGCGCAUACCCAGGGUACACAAGAUGUGGUCGCUCGGGUUCAGAACUGGUUUCUAAAUAACGCUGUUCGCAUUACAAUGGGGGUGGACAUUAUAGAGGGACCCUUCAGAAUCGGGACGAUGGCGAAAGACUGCAACGACAAUAUGCUUUCAGCAGAAGAAUUCCACGCACAAAAACAUUUAAAUGAGAAGCUUGGUGGAUGGUACUGGACAGUGCAUGGGGCAGAGCGGGUCUUUGUAGGGCAGGUGACGAUCGAGGUGUUCUUGGCCUGGCGCAUGAGAGUUGACGGUGUUUGGCACAUCAUGACCAGAGGACCGGUACGUUUGCUGUCAAGGUUACACUUCUAUGACUGA
This is a messenger RNA of Fomitiporia mediterranea MF3/22, 1257 nucleotides long. RefSeq lists its product as uncharacterized. The coding region runs from base 1 to 1257 and encodes 418 amino acids. Lineage: Eukaryota; Fungi; Basidiomycota; Agaricomycetes; Hymenochaetales; Hymenochaetaceae. The transcript is spliced from 6 exons. The record is from RefSeq and is a predicted model, not a curated record.